GAUUACAAAGAUAACUAUAUGCAAUGUGUUUGAGCGUGCUGGCUUUAGUGUUAACCUUAGCAUGUGUGUUUUUGGGACAAAGUUCCCCAAUGGAAACUUCUGUUUUAACGGAGUUCACGACGCGAUUGGUUAAAACUAGGGAAAGCAUUAUAUUUGCCUGUUCUGAAGAAGAUCUUUAUUCGAAUGCUCUAGCACUCAUGGAAUCCAAUCAAUUUGUUCAACCGGUCCACAUAAAUAGCUCAUAUUUGCUUAAAUCAAUUUUAACAAGAAAAAAUUAUGCUCGAACGACUGUGAUUGUGGACACCAAUUGCGAAGGUUCAUCUAGGCUGCUCAAGGAGGCUUCUGCCAAUAGAUACUUCAACAAAACAUAUCAGUGGCUGCUGUUGGGCAUAGAUAGAAGUAUUGACGAGUUGCUCCCACUCGAGCUAGAUUACGUUGGACCGAAUGCGCAAAUGACCUAUGUCAAUAAGACAACGGAUGCCUAUUAUCUUUGGGACAUACAUUCAAAGGGCCGUCAACUGAAAUCAGCCUUGGAAAUACAUUUGAUAGCAAAACUAUCAAAUGAUAAAAAACAAUUGUUUAUAAUUAAAGACGUAUUCGAGCUGCAAAGCAUAAAAUAUCGCAGUCAAUUCAAUGGAUUGACUUUAAGGGGUGCAAGUGUGAUUGAUCAAGAGAAUAUACUGACAAAUGAACAAAUUGAAGCAGUACUCUCACGACCCACAAAGGAUCCUGGUGUAGCAGCAUUCAUCAAGUAUCAUUACGAGCUGUUAUGCCUGCUCAGAGAUCGUUUUAAUUUUACCGUCAAGUUUCGCAACUCCCGGGGUUGGGCUGGUAGAUUGGGCAACACAACUUUUCGACUGGGAUUGCUGGGCAUAAUUAUGCGCAACGAGGCAGACAUUGCAGCUUCCGGCGCAUUCAAUCGUAUAAAUCGCUUUGCUGAGUUCGACACUAUACACCAGAGCUGGAAGUUUGAGACAGCGUUUUUGUUUCGCUUUACGCCCGACUUGGAUACACACGGAAAAAGCGGUAAUUUUUUAGCACCCUUUAGCAGACAGGUGUGGCUCUUCACGUUGGGCACCUUAAUAGGGAUUACCGUCAUUUGGUUGCUCCUCGAGUACCUGAGCAACAGAUGGCAUACCAAAGCAGAGAAACAGUUGAAACGAAGAAAUUUGAAUAUAAGAAAUAUAUUGUGGGUAGCUAGACUGAGGCGGAAGGCCACAAAUUUGACAGCUGAAAAUAUAAUGACACGUCCAGAUCCCAAAUCGCAAAGCAACUGGACAGAACGUAUUCUACAUACUUUUGGUGCCGUCUGUCAACAGGGAAUGGAACCUAUUCCCAAGGACUUACCGUCUCGUUCUAUUGUGGUAACAGUUUAUCUAUUCUCCGUGGUAAUGUACAACUAUUACACGUCAUCUGUCGUUGGUGGAUUGCUCAGCUCUUCGGAUCAAGGUCCGGCUACGGUUGAUGAAAUAACAUCUAGCCCUCUCAAACUAUCAUUUGAAGAUAUUGGAUACUAUAAAGUUUUAUUUAGAGAAAGUUCAAACCCGGUUGUGACCCGGUUAAUAAGCAAAAAAUUGUCCACAUCUAGAGGUGCCAAUGAAAUGGGUGUGUACGGCCACAUAGAGGAAGCGAUUCCAUAUCUCAAGAGUGGCGGUUUCGCAUUUCACUGCGAGGUAGUUGACGCCUAUCCGAUAAUAGCAGAAUUGUUUGACGCUAAUGAAAUCUGCGAUUUGCGCGAGGUAUCCGGUCUUAUGGAAGUGGAGAUUAUGAAUUGGAUUGUGCAUAAAAAUAGUCAAUAUACGGAGCUCUUCAAAACAGCAAUGUGCAAUGCACGCGAAGUUGGUUUAGUUGAGAGAAUUCUUCGACAGCGUCAAAUGAAAAAGCCAGCAUGUCAGUCGUUGUACACCGUCUACCCGGUGACCAUGUCAGGUGUUUCCUCAGCAUUUCUCACCUUGCUAUGUGGUGCAUUACUCGCUUUACUGGCGCUGUGUCUGGAGAUAGCAACGGUUAAAUGGCGAUUACGCCGGAUCUAAUUGGAAUCUAACUAGAAUUCGGUUUUGUUUUUUGUUGCACAUUCGUAGUGUGGUAUUAAAACAGUAUUUUUCGCAACAGCA
This is a messenger RNA of Drosophila virilis, 2114 nucleotides long. RefSeq names its product Ionotropic receptor 31a (gene Ir31a). Lineage: Eukaryota; Metazoa; Arthropoda; Insecta; Diptera; Drosophilidae. Gene Ontology annotation, cellular component: membrane. Gene Ontology annotation, molecular function: ligand-gated monoatomic ion channel activity. The record is from RefSeq and is a predicted model, not a curated record.